CAUAAUAUUCACAAUUAUAUUUUCCAAAAGAUGGGGUUGAAGUUUUCAAGGCAAGUGCCCGCUGGGAAGUUUGAAAGCUUAACCCUACAGCACAAACUGAUCAAUUGUCUGAGUAAAAGCCUUUACAUACGUAACUUGGUGUCGAAGCAACGGAGGCGAAUGCUUGUCGCUGGUUAUGAUCUCGACAUGACUUACAUAACGGAUCGCAUUUUGGCAAUGUCAUUCCCUUCAGAACGAAUGCGGGCAAUGUAUCGUAAUCCUCUUUGGCAGGUCAAGUCUGUGCUUGAUAUGAGACAUCAAGAUCAUUACAAGAUCUAUAACCUUUGCAUCGAAGAAAGUUAUGACCCGUCUCAUUUUCAUGGUCGUGUGGAGAGGUUUCCGUUUGAUGACAAUCAUGUUCCACAUCUAGAAAUGAUCAAGCUCUUCUGUGAAAGUGUUGAUUCAUGGCUAUCACAGGAUCCGAAAAACAUUGCCGUUAUACACUGCAUGGCAGGCAAAGGUCGAACGGGUUUAAUGGUAUGUGCUUACCUAGUCUACUGUGGGAUGCCAGCAGAGGAAGCUCUUCUGUUGUAUGCUCAAAGGCGGACCAUCAAUAAUGAAGGAGUCUCAAUACCAAGUCAACGCCGUUAUGUAGGAUACUGGUCGAACUGUCUCUCUUUUCCUCGCGGAGUUGAAGAUGCACCACCCGAUGUGAACUUGCCUCAGCAAUGUAGCAGAGAACUGAGGAGAAUCCGAUUUUAUGACACGGUUAACAUUGAGAAAAUCUUUUUUGUGGUGUCGGAGUUGCAAGAGAUUUCCGGCCAGGUUUAUCGUCCGUCACUCGAAGUUUCUAGGAGUUCCUGCAAACAAAUCAGGAAAGGAUGUCAGAGGACGAGUAGUCCACGAUACUAUCUCUCAUUCAUUGAAGGCGAUGAGGAAGAUAAGAAAUCAGAAUCGGAUGAGCCUCAUGUUGUAGUCCAAAUGGAUACAGAAAGCUCGGCACUUUACCAGAAGGCCUGUCUUGAAUAUUACUUCGAUAAGCCUGUGCAGGUAACUGGAGAUGUGCGAGUCAUUUUCUAUCAAAAAAUGUAUGGAAGUCGCCUCUUCUAUGCUUGCUUCAACACGGCUUUCAUCAGGAACAGCUUGCUACAGCUCACUGUUCGGGAUUUGGAUAAAGUUGGAAAAAAAGGGAGAUCGGUAUGCGGCCCUGCCUUCUGCUUAGAGCUACUAUUUGGUCCUAUCAAUGCAAGACCCUCAUUCAUAACUCCAUCGGAUCAUCAUGAAUUGCUGUAAAAUCUUAACCUGGAAUCGUUCAAGGAGAUUAAACGGGCGGUUUAUGACGCCUAUUGAUCAAAUGAAUUUCGCCUCUGUAAUUUUGUCGACACAAACUGAUCGACAUGAUAAACCCUGCAGUUUUGCAACUUUAACAGUAUAUGUAUACAAAAUCAAGUUCCUCCUGCAUCCUUGCCAUCUAAUUUUUCACCGGCAGAAAGCAGUUGCGAUUUGAAAGAGCAAGUUCUGUAUCAUAGUACGAUCCAGAGCCUUUUGCAGAUGUUGAUGUAUUAUUUACCUUGAAAUUUUGA
This is a messenger RNA of Pyrus x bretschneideri (Chinese white pear), 1562 nucleotides long. Its product is annotated as phosphatidylinositol 3,4,5-trisphosphate 3-phosphatase and protein-tyrosine-phosphatase PTEN1. The record is from RefSeq and is a predicted model, not a curated record. NCBI's taxonomy places the organism in Eukaryota, Viridiplantae, Streptophyta, Magnoliopsida, Rosales, Rosaceae. Gene Ontology annotation, cellular component: cytosol. Gene Ontology annotation, molecular function: phosphatidylinositol-3,4,5-trisphosphate 3-phosphatase activity; protein tyrosine phosphatase activity. Gene Ontology annotation, biological process: phosphatidylinositol dephosphorylation.